Messenger RNA from Colletotrichum spaethianum, 2796 nucleotides. RefSeq names its product autophagy-related protein 13. Gene Ontology annotation, biological process: protein localization to phagophore assembly site; autophagosome assembly; mitophagy. The transcript is spliced from 3 exons. Bases 1 to 2796 code for a protein of 931 amino acids. NCBI's taxonomy places the organism in Eukaryota, Fungi, Ascomycota, Sordariomycetes, Glomerellales, Glomerellaceae. The record is from RefSeq and is a predicted model, not a curated record. Gene Ontology annotation, cellular component: cytosol; phagophore assembly site; Atg1/ULK1 kinase complex.
AUGCAUCAGCAAGCUCGCCCUGCCCCGCGGGUCUCCUCCCCCGCUUCCGCCCCCCAGACAAAUCCCGCCCGAACAAACAACCCGAGAGAAGGCAUUCUUGGUGCCCGUGAUAGGGCUGGUUCGGGCGCUUCUGGCCGCGACUCUGCUGCGGCAUCGCCGACCGCUGAGACACCUCCAGGCACAGUGUCUGCCGAUGCCGUCAAAAAGUUGGAUCAGAUAAUCCAGAACUUCCAUACCAAGGCUGCAUCGUUGGUCCUGCAUUCGCGCAUGAAACUCAAGCCCAUAUAUGCAACCCGUGGAUCCGGCAACAAGAAGCUCAACAAAUGGUUCCAAAUCGAGACGGAAGAGUUCGACGACUUCAAGGAGGAGCUCCGGAUCUGGCGAAACUGCGGCAGCUUUGAGAAUAAGCCUAUGCCCCUGAUCAUCGAAACGUACCUCGACACCUCUCGUCUUACCCCGAGCCAGAGUUUGGUCAUCGUCGACGAGAACGGAAAGCGGUGGGACGUGAUGGAAGCGCUCAACUCCUCUGAUUCGAGCGACGACGGGCGCUCAGUGCCCUCCAAGAAGAAUACAGAGGUGAUUUUGGAAAGAUGGCGCAUUGAGCUCAAGACGAUACCCACCACAGAUAUGGACGAUUUUGGCCCGACGCUACCGACGAUUUACAAAAAGAGCAUUGUCUUCUUUCGGUCGCUCUUUGUGGCGACAAGGAUUCUUCCAGGAUGGAAGUUUUCCCAGUCUUCUUUGACCAAAGGCGUCCACCCGUCCUUGGAGCCCCGGUGCCGUAUCCGAACUGGCGAGCCAGACACUGGCGGUCUUGACCGGCUUAGGCAUCCGUUGUACGACGGCCGGCCGGAUGUCGUGACCGACUACGUUUUUGGCGACUUGGAGGUGCCCGUCGGUCGCUUCUAUGCAUCGGUGACGUACAGGAAUGAGUGCAACUUCCGGGUGGAUGAUUCAGAGGCGCUCCUGAGUUCGCGAUUCAUGGGUGUUGACGAGAAUUUCUUUAAGCCAUCACUGCCGCAGCGGCGGGAAAGCACUCGAAGGAACGACCCCGAGGUUGGAUCCCUUCCAUCUCAUCGACGAAGCCGGAAUCUAUCAGACAUUCACCAAACAUACGGCAGCCUCUCAACCUUUCACGGCGACGGUGCUUUGGGUACCAGUCCUAUAUCUGCCCUUAAAGCUGUGAGACCCCCCGGGUCCGACACAAGCUCACCCCCGGAAUCUGUACCAACAGGCAACGAGCUAAAUCCACCAAACUCGUUGCCCGUCACCGGUCUCGCAACGAGACCGUCCAUGAAGGGCUUCAGCACCAGCGGCCGUCGGCCAUCCGUCUCGUUUCAACCUUUCAAGGCUGGGUCUCUAUCUGGGUCACCCAUUCCGCGGACGCUGGAUUCCGAAUCACCCGCUUCCCCGGUCUCACGUGCCGCGGCUCUCAACGCCCUUACUCAACCCCGCAACCGCACUUCUUUGACAGCAGGAAUGCCUGCUUCUCUUCGAGGCGGUCCCCCGCCGGUCGAGGCAGCCGUGAUAGGCUCACCGCGGCCAUCCUCGACCAGCCGCUACAGCAGCAGCUUCACACAUCGCAAGGGACGACUGUCAUUCGGUGGCGCUAGCAAGGCCGGCGAUGACGAACAGGGCAGCAGUGGACGACAGAGCUUAUCUUCGUCUGUGGCCCAGCCGGGAUCUGGCCUUCUGGCUGAAACAGGUGGAGGGGGCAGCUCGGGGUCUCUGCAAACCGACGACGACCAAAUUUCAGAAUUCCUCAAGGCACUGGACAGCAAGAAGACGCUCAAGAGCUUCGAGUCCGGCAAGAAGGGUGAAGGAGCGACGAACCGGACAGUCGCCCAGCUUUCGAGGUUCCACCUCAUGAAGGAGUCAAACAAUGCCCUGACUGACUCCAUGACAUCGUCGAUGCAGAUGCAACGUUCGUCGAGCUCGUCCAGCCGACAGCUCUCCAACGUUCCCAGCAUGGCCGCACCGGCUUCAGUAUCGGUAUCCUCUUCGCCAGGGAAGCCUUUGUCUCCUCAUACCCCUCACACGCCUGCUGUUCCUUCACGCCUGAGCGAGAAUUCGAUCAUCAACUACAACACCAGUCAGCCUCGGAGUGAGCGAACCAACCCGAGUGCGGAAAACACACAGCUCGCCAGGGAAGACACCAUUACUCAGGACGGGACCACUGCUAUUGACAUCCCCAUCUCACCCAGAAUCGGUACUCAUCCUCGACGAUCCAGUUCGGUGGCUCAACAGAACCGGGCCUUAGUGGACGAGGAUGAUGGGGACCUCGCGUUUGCCGCGAAUCGCAGCAUCAGUCUAGGCGCGGAAGACCGCGAACCGCCCACGCUUAGCAUGCUGUUGGGCAGACAAACGGAAAACGAGUCGGCAUCCCGCCGAGCUGGCACCUCACUGCAACCCGCUUCCGAUGUACCGUCCUCGGGCUCGGCAGACAUGAUGAGACAGGGCUCAUCGGAAGGUUCUAAGCCUCCCGGCGGCCUAAUGGCUGUCGCGCCUUCCAGUUCGCCCUUUGGUAGACGGCGGUAUGCCGGUAUGCCCUCGACGGGCGGGCGAGGUCAGACUCCUCCUCAGUCAUCAAGAGGCAGCUUCACAGGCUCCAGCGGUCGCUACGGACGUGGCGAACACGACCUGAUGGACGAGGAGCCCCUUCUCUUUGACAUGUCAGAGAUGGACGCGCAGUCACGGAGGAGCUUGGAAGAGGGGCGAGGCGGUGGCAACGUUGGAUCUGGGUCGGGAAGCCGCGCCGAUUUUGAGCCUCGGGGCAUUAGCCGACGAGGCUGGUGA